AUGAAAAUUAACAUUAUUUUAAAUCUAAUCAAGUUAAAAAAAGAAAGAAGAUAAAUAUAAAAAAUAUUAGACAGUAUUCAUCCUGAAGAAUAAAAUUUUGCAUGCAAUAAAUAAGAGGAAAUCCUUUAUUAUAAUAUCUAUAUUUUGACCAUACUUCCUAUUUUGAGAAUAUUGGAGAUUGUUAAACAUACUUUGAUUGAGAAGUUUAUUACAAAGAUUCCAGCAUUUCAUCCUUUUACAAAAUAAUAAGUUGAAGAGGAAUCCUUACAUAUUUUCAAUGAUUUUCUUGAUUCUUUAUCAUAGAAAGGAUAGAUGAAUGUUAAUAAAUAUAUACACAAUAUCAUAAAAAAGUAGAUAACCUAUAAAGAAGUGUUAAAAUUAGCUACUACAGCUAAAACUCAUUUAAUGUAGCCAAAUGAUUUCUAAAGAUAAUCAUCAAUAUAAUUAAAACAUAUAAAUGGGAAUGUGAAAGUUAAAUCAAAAAUGUCUGAUUUUUAUGAGAAUACUGCAGAUGAUCAUUUAUAAAGGAAUUUAAUAGAAAAUAAGACAUUUGAUUUUCUUUAUAUUUUUAUAGGAGAUAUACAUUAUCAUAAAUUAUUAGAGGAUCCAGAUUAUUUAUACAAUUAAAUUUAACAUAUGAAUCCAGAUUAUUGGAAAACCAAAUAUACACCACUUAUGCAUAAAAUAAGUGAAUGUAUAGAUGAAGAUUUGGAAGUAUACAUUAAAUAAGAUGAUAAAAAUUAAAAUAAAUAAGAAUAAUAAUAAUAAAAAUAAGAAUAUUGUUGUAUACUUAGAGCAAUUUGUUAAUAUGCAGUAGAUUUAUUAAAAAGUAUUAAUGUAGCUACAUUGUAUUAUUAUUCUGUUAAUUAUUCAUUUCAAAAAUUUGUGAAUCGUUUGAAUGGAAAUGAGGAUUUAUAGAGAAUAUUGUAUUUGACUUAAAAUCAUUAUAAGGAAAGGAAUUAUAAAUAACAUAUAAAAGACUAUUUAAGAGGAUAUUCAAAUUUCAUAAGAGAGAUUAGAAAUAAGUCUUUGGUUGAUAAGGGAGAAAGAGAGCUGAUAAAAAUAAUUUUAAAUUUCUGA
Molecule: messenger RNA, 1080 nt
Organism: Paramecium pentaurelia
Lineage: Eukaryota; Ciliophora; Oligohymenophorea; Peniculida; Parameciidae
Source: the annotation of a GenBank genome assembly